Messenger RNA from Microthlaspi erraticum, 2490 nucleotides. Lineage: Eukaryota; Viridiplantae; Streptophyta; Magnoliopsida; Brassicales; Brassicaceae. The record is from the annotation of a GenBank genome assembly.
AUGGCAAUUUAUUACAAGUUUAAGAGUGCGAGGGAUUAUGAUACCAUCUCCAUGGAUGGACCUUUUAUAACAGUUGGUUUACUCAAAGAUAAAAUUUACGAAACAAAGCAUUUGGGCAGUGGUAAAGACCUUGACAUUGUCAUCUCUAAUGCCCAAACUAACCAAGAAUAUCUGGAUGACGCACACUUAAUCCCAAAGAACACCUCUGUCCUCAUUCGCCGUGUCCCCGGACGCCCUCGCAUCAGAAUUAUUACCCCUCAAGAGCCGAGAGUCGUCGAGGAAAGAGUGGAAAACGUUCAAGCUUACAUGAACAACAAUCCUAUAACUGCUGAUGCAUCUGUGGCUGAAGAAGAUGAGUUUGGGACUGAUCUGUAUUCACUUCCUGAUGCCCCAGCUGUCCAAUAUAGUAACCCUUCUCUUGAUCCUGCACCAGCCAAUGAGGAAGUAGAUGAAGAAACCAAACUGAAGGCGUUGAUUGACACUCCAGCAUUAGACUGGCAGCAACAAGGUGCAGAUGGUUAUGGCGCAGGCAGAGGUUAUGGGAGGGGUACGGCUGGAAGGAUGGGUGGACGCGGUUUUGGUAUGGAGAGGAAAACGCCACCACCAGGUUAUGUCUGCCAUCGUUGCAAUACUGCAGGACAUUUGAUUCAGCACUGCCCGACAAAUGGCGAUCCUAACUACAAUGUAAAGAGACCUAAACCACCCACUGGCAUCCCCAAGUCUAUGUUGAUGCCGACCCCAGAUGGCUCUUUAGCCAUGGCAGAUGGCGCAGUUGCAGCUUUGCAACCGAAUGAGGAUGCUUUUGAGAAGGCAAUGGAGGGACUGCCGUCAACAACACGUUCUGUCGGGGAAAUUCCUCCUGAGCUAAAAUGUCCCUUGUGUAAAGAAGUAAUGAGAGAUGCUGCGCUGACGAGCAAAUGCUGUUUCAAGAGCUUUUGUGACAAGUGUAUCAGAGAUCACAUAAUUGCAAAGUCAAUGUGUGUCUGUGGAGCAACCAAUGCACGAGCUGAUGAUCUUUUACCAAACAAGACGCUUAGGGAUACAAUAAACCGUAUCUUGGAGUCUGGUAACAGUAGCGCUGAGAACGCUGGCAGCAUGUGUCAAGCGCAGGAUAUGGAGUCUGCUCGUUGUCCACCUCCCAAAGCUCUGUCUCCUACUACAUCUGCAGCAUCUAUAGGCGAAAAGAAACCAGCUCCUAGUAACAACAAUGAGACUUCAACUCUAAAGCCGGCAGUAGAAGUAGCGGAGAUCACAAGUGGCCCUAUGGCGUCUGCAGAAAUUGUAAAACCUGUUGAUGCAUCUGAGAACAAUCGAGGAUCCUUGAAUGGCAAGGAAGCACAGGUGAAUACGCAGGCCCCCAAGGAAGAAAUACCCCAGCAGGUUGCUUCUGGUGAGCAAGUUAAAAAGAAGAAGAAGAAACCUCGGAUGCCUGGAACAGUGGCAGACAUGCAAUGGAAUCCCAUGCAAGCAGGGCCUGAGUACAUGAUGCCUAUGGGUCCAGGUCCGAGUAAUCCUUACUUCAACGGUAUGCAAGGCGGGUUCCAACCCGGGUUCAACGGCUUUCACCAUGGUUUCAAUGGGUUUGGAGGCCCUUAUCCCGGCGCCAUGCCUCCCAUGUAUGGACUUGGAGGCCCCAUGGACAUGUCUUUUCACGGCGUGAUGCAUCCACCGCCUUUUGCUCCACAGGGCUUUGGUUUCCCUAAUAUACCACCACCUCAUAGGGACCUUGCGGAGAUGGGAAACCGUAUGAAUCUCCAACGUCCUCUCAUGGGGAGAGAGGAAUUUGAAGCUCGGAAAGUCGAGAUGAUGAGAAAGCGUGAAAACGAGAGAGGGAAUGCCGGUGAGAAGAGCAGAAUGAUGAACAACUCUGCCGCAGCCUCUUCCUCACCAAUGAAGCCAAAAUCUAGACCAUCUCCACCGAAUCCGGAUUACGACCGUCGCAGGCGAUCGGAGAGAUUAUCACCGGAGCCUCGUCAGAGGUUCAACUCUCCCCCUCGAGUAUCCAGCAGGAAAUCCGAGCGUGAUCAUCGUCACCAAGACCAUGAUUCAGAGCAUGAUCGCCGUCGCGACCGCCGGGAUGAUGAUAGGAGACGGGAACGCCACCGGGAGGAAGAUCGCAAGCACAGCAAGAGAUCGGAGAAGCAACCGUCAGUGCCGAGUGCAGCUGCUACCAAAUCAGAGAUUGAGGAUGACCACAAGGCCAGCGUUUUUGCUCGGAUAAGCUUUAACGUGCCGGAAUCUUCUUCCGGCAAACAACGGAAGACGUCAAAGUCUUCUCCGGCGCCGGAGGCCGCGACACAGGCCGUUUCAGCUGCUCCUCGUCGUAGUAGUCGGAGGGAAGAGUACGAUUCCAGCGAUGAUGAAGACACACAUUUCAAGAGGAAGCCGUCAAGGUACGAGCGGUCUCCUUCGGUAGUGGAAGCUUCCGACGUCGGAGAUGAGCAUUUCCGCCAUUCGAAACGAUCCAAAGGAGAAAGAUGGCGGGCUUGA